Molecule: messenger RNA, 1057 nt
Organism: Cuscuta epithymum
Lineage: Eukaryota; Viridiplantae; Streptophyta; Magnoliopsida; Solanales; Convolvulaceae
Source: the annotation of a GenBank genome assembly
GGACUGGUCUGAUCUGGUCUGGUUGGUGUGGACUGGGACUUAAAAUAGUCCAAAAGAAAACAUACCCGUUGGACGAGCAAUCCAGCAUCUGCUUUCCAACAAAAAAACCUACUUAUAAAGGAAGGGGAAGGGACAGACAACCUAGGCAAUCCACAACUAUGGUAAAGGUGGGAAGAGCAGAUGGAGAAGCAGCUAAUUAUCAGUCCCUUCGCCGAUGCGAGAAUCGGGAUUACGAGGAUGAUACGCUACCCCGAAAAAGAAGAAAGUCGGCGGGGAAGGAGGAGAAAGAAGGGAAGACGAGGAGGAAGGAUAAGGGGAGGAAAUCCGAGAAAGCAGCAGCGAAAAGUAGAUCGGAGGAGGAAGAGCGGAGUAGGAGCGAUGAACACAAGAUGAACACCCGCACACACUCAAAAGAGUAUGAGGCUACUCGUCGACGCUUCAGAAAGCUGGGUAAAUACGCCGUGAAACUCUACAACCGGGAGAAUGGAACCUGUUUUCAGAUGGUGGACCUAUUGAGUCACAGCGUUUCAAUUGGUUGGUAUCCUGAUUUUCACAGACACUUGAACAUCACUGCCAAGCUUCCUCAAUGGGACUCUCCCAGGCGUUUCUUCGUUGAGGUUAAUGAUUGUCCAAAACCAACGCACUGCUUUAUGGUAGAAGUUGAUCCUGAAAAUGCGGUGGGGUUUUGUCUUGAAUGUCACAGAACUUAUAAGGUCAUGCAUCCGCCCUCUCGUGGCUAUCGUGUGGGUAGUAACUUCCCAGAGGGUUUCAAGGGACCUCGUGUACCUCUAACAAUCCAGGCGUUCCGACGCUUUUUGCGAUGUCGUCCUGUUAAGCCUACUUAAUUUAUGUUUUCACCAUUGCUCUCUUUGGAGUGCUGAAAUAAUUUCUUAUUUGGUGUAGUAUAUUUAAAUGUAUCCCCAUCACUGCUUGCUGCUAUUUAACCAGAACUCCUAUUUAUGUGCUCUUCUGACUUUUGGAAGUAACUCGUCUAUAAGCAUUGUGCUAAUAAACAAUCUAAAGGGCAGGUGAUUGAAUCAUGAGGUCUGUAGCGAGG